AUGGUGGCAAAGCAAGGUUGGAAAUUUUUGAGGGAACCAAGUUCUUUAGUAGCCAGGAUAUACAAAGAGAAGUAUUUCAGCUCGGUACAGUUUUCUAAAGCAAGUUUAGGAAAGGCCCCUUCUCUGAUAUGGAGGAGUAUCUGGUCAGCAAGGGAGGUUGUUUUGAGGGGAACAAGCAUUUUAGGAGCAGACUCAAAAGUCAGGUGCAAGGGUGAAUCCUCUAAUGAUAGUGAGAAAUCAGAGCUAUGGAAACACAUAUGGGAACUUGAAGUGUAUGGAGGAUGUAAACAUUUCUUAUGGAAGGCUGUGAGUAACACGCUGCCAACAAGAGCUAACCUGUAUAAGAGAAAGAUUAUAGAAGACCCCUUAUGCCCAAUAUGUCAAAGGGAGGAGGAAAAUGUGCUUCAUGCCCUCUGGAGUUGUCCAGCAGCCUCUGAUGUGUGGGGGGAAAUGCUGAGUCCAGUGCAGAAGUGGAGGUUGGAGGAGAAGGAUUUUCAACAGUUGUGGUUGAGGAUGGUUAAGAGACUCACUAAGAAUCAGAUAGAGAUAACUGUAAAUAUCAUGAAGAGAAUAUGGGGCAGGAGGAAUGAGGUUUUAUUUGAAAAUAAAUUCAUGGACCCGGGGAAAUUAGUGCAGAAUGCUUUAAUAGGGUGGGAAGUGUUUCUCGAAGCCAAUAAGAAGACCUGUGACACAGUGAGGGAGGUAUCUUCUAUUAGUAAGCAAGGGUGGGAAAAACCAGUGGGUAAUUGUUGCAAAGUGAACUUUGAUGCAGCGUUGGAUAUGGUAAAUAAGAAGAUAGGCCUGGGCAUUAUAGUGAGGAACAACGCAGGUGAUAUUAUGGCUGCUGUAUGUACUCCAAGGAAAUUAGUAGUAUCUCCCUUUCUGGUUGAGUGUCAUGCUCUUUGGAGAUCGAUGGAGGUGUGCAGGGAACUGGGUUUUUGGGAUAUAAUUUUGGAGGGAGAUGCAAAGAACGUGAUUGAUAGAGUAAAUUCUGCAACAGAAGAUGAAUCAGAAUGGGGACAAAUUAUUACGGAUUUAAAGACAGUCCUAGGAAGGUGUGAUGGGUGGUCUUUGAAUUUUAUACAUAGAGAAAAGAAUGGUGUGGCACACUUUUUAGCAAAAAUGGCUCUAAAUUUAGAUGAGGAGCGUUGCUGGAUUGAAGAAGGUCCAAUUCAGAUAGAACAGUUGAUUGUAAAGGAAAAGUCAUGUAUUACUCUGAAUACAUAA
This is a messenger RNA of Carya illinoinensis, 1227 nucleotides long. RefSeq lists its product as uncharacterized. NCBI's taxonomy places the organism in Eukaryota, Viridiplantae, Streptophyta, Magnoliopsida, Fagales, Juglandaceae. The record is from RefSeq and is a predicted model, not a curated record. The coding region runs from base 1 to 1227 and encodes 408 amino acids. Gene Ontology annotation, molecular function: nucleic acid binding; RNA-DNA hybrid ribonuclease activity. The transcript has 2 exons.